UUUGGUUGGCUGUAUCUGUUGAAAGAGAUAAUAGUGGUGAAGUGUGUCAUGUCAUUGAAUAUACUUCCAAAUAAAUGUUUCUUGUUUUUUACAAGGGUUUUUCAAUUUGAAUGUAGACAUGCUAUUCCUUGUUUGCCUAAUAGUUGCUGUGAUUACUAGACAAUUCUCUGUUCCAGUUAAAAAGUACUCCUGUCUUGGCUUUUUAACUUCCUGAAAAAUGUAUUGAGGCUUCUGUUGGGUUUCUUUCUUUUCUGAAAGAAAAACAAGUUUAAGAUUUUUUUAUCUCCCUGGAUACGAACACUUCAUUUUUAAAAGGUUUCUUGUUUAUCUGUACUCGGUUGGGGCUGCAGUUUCUUGUUUCACUUCCUAUGGAAUUUUUACAGACUUACGUAAUUAAGAUUGGUUAACUUUAAAUGGAGUUCAUUCUCUGCUAAGUCUAAUCUACUAAGUACUUUUGGUUCCAUAAUGAAAUACUGGGCAGCCCCUUCAAGCAUAUUGGAUCUUUGUAAGUGAAUUCAGCAAUUUGAUUGGAACUUGACUGUCUCAAAUCGGAAGCAUUUGCUGAGAUCUCAUACGGUAAAUCAUUAUUUCAGAACCUGUAAUUCUCUUCUGCAGAACUUCUGUAUUUAAAAACUCAUCCAAUUAAGAUCAACAGCCAGUGAAACGGUGCUAAAAAUGGACUUCAGGAUAUGUUGGCUUCCUGUUUAAAACACAAAGAAGCCUUGUAAACUUAAAGGUGCACCAACUUGGGAUGACAAAUUGCCAAGUGCCAGCUGCCCUCAUUCACCAGAUUGAGCAAGAAUUGGAUGAAGAUGAAAAGGAGAUGAUGCUCUUCUUGUGCCGGGACUUCGUUCCUGAUCUACCGAGUGCAGACCUCCGAGAGCUUCUAGGGGCUUUGAAUGAGAGGGGAAAGCUGUCACGCCUUGGCUUGUCUGAGCUGUUAUACAGAGUUAAGAGAUUUGACUUGCUGAAGAGGUCCCUGAGGACUCAGAAAGCAGCAGUAGAAGCUGAUCUGGCCAGGUAUCCUAGAUUGGUCUCUGAUUACAGGGUGUUAAUGGUAGAGCUCAAUGAGCAGCUGGAUAAAAAAGAAGUGAAUUCUCUCAUUUUCCUGCUCAAGGAUUAUGUACCACGCAUGAAGAUGGCAAAAGACAAGAGUUUUCUGGCUGUUGUGAUUGAUCUGGAGAAACAAAAUAUGGUGGCCCCUAAUGAGCUGGAGCUGAUUGAAGAAUGUUUGCACAACAUUCACAGGAUAGACCUGAAGAAAAAGAUCCAAAAAUACAAACAGGAAGCUCUGAUGGCUCCCAGCAGUGCCCAGCCAAUGUAUAUAAAUGCACUUCAGGCAUCUCUUCCUAACCUGACUCUCGUGGACCCUCCAUAUUCUUCAGGGAUAUGGAAUAUGAACAAAGAGCACUCAUUAAAUGGACAGCAUGCCAUUCAAACAGCACCAGUCCAUGUGUCAAUACAGGAAUCAGGAAUAGCUUCACCUCAGGUGCCUGAUGAUCAGUACAGAAUGCAGAGUCAGCCUUUAGGAAUAUGUCUGAUUAUAGAUUGUAUUGGCAAUGACACAGAUACAUUAGAGAAGACCUUUCAAGAACUGGGUUAUGAAGUUCAUUGUUACAAAUAUUUAAGUGUGGAGGCCAUGAAUCAGACAUUGCAGGAUGCUGCAAAACUGCAAAAGCACAAAGACUAUGACAGCUUCAUUUGCAUAUUAGUCAGCCGGGGGAGCUCUCAGAGCAUCUUCUGUACGGACCAGCCCUUUCCUGGAUUCUCCUUGGACCGGGUGAAGCAGUUUUUUACUGCAGAUUCCUGCCCUAGUCUCCUAGGGAAACCAAAGCUCUUCUUUAUUCAGAGCUACAUUGUAACAGCAACCAAUCAUGAACCCACCAGUCUGCUGGAGAUCGAUGGUGAUGAACCGAAAAUCAAUUCUAAUGCCAAAAGGACUUGGAACUGUAUUCCCAAAGCAGCAGACAUCUUCUGGAGUCAAUGCAAAGUGGAUGUGUCUACACUAGAAAGGUCCCCAACCUCAUCCUCCUUUUAUUUACACUGCCUGGCUGAGAUCCUGCGAAAUCCUCAGAAAAGAAAACUCUCCUUACUGGAUAUCCAUAUUGAGCUGAACAGAAGAGUCUAUGAUCAGAAUAAGUUCUGUCACCCAACACAACAUUAUUCACUCCUGUUAUGGCACACCUUGAGGAAAAAACUCUUUCUUUCUCCAAGUUAAGAGCUAAUGGAACUUCCAUGGAAAGGUAGCAAAUCAGAGACACUGUUAAGAUAGGCGUAUGUCUGCCUGGGCUUUUAUGAUAUGCCUGUUGCGGUAGGAUCGGGGUAUCUAGAAACGUUUUGGAUGGUUCACCAGUGGAAGUUCUUAAUCACAUAGUUUAAGAAACACAAUCAAUAUUUAGUUCUAUAGCAGAUCUGAUAACCCAGUCAACAGGUAAACUGCGUCAAAAGGAUUCUUAAAAAAGCCACAUGUUUGUUUUUAGUUAUUUAUUUCAGUUUUCAAUUUAACAACAAGAUUUACUUUUUGAAACUUACCUACUAGAAGUGUCUGUCCAAAGCUCUGGGUGUUCCUGCUAAUAUUUAAAGGUGAGAAUCUGCUAAGCAAUCAAGAUUCACUACUGGCCACGUGUACAAUCCUAAGUCAUUCUUAGUCCAUAAUUGAAGUGGGGGAAAACACAUUUCCGAGUAAAGGGCUGUCAGAGAGGAUACUUCCUGAUAGCUCCAUCUCUUUUGUAGCAAAGGAGCUCCAGUGUUUCCAUUGAUCAUUGCAAGGUGACAUGAGUGAAAAACAAGUCUCUCAGAAAAUGUGAACUGAAAUCAUUUAAGUUGAAACCAAUACCUUGCCUUGUACCUAGAAGUCCCCAAACUAUCAAUAUAUCUCACAAACCACUAGUGCUCCUGCACAGUAGAUUGCCAUGUUCUGGACUAACUUUACCUUGUGAAUGACCCAAAAUAUGGUCUUAUAAUAAUUUGGUUACAUGGUGAUAAAGGCCUGGGUAAGGGUAGCACGGUCUGCAUCUGGAAAGUCAUACUCAGACGCAGUCUAUCCAGACAGAUGAAGAAAAGAGCUGUUUACCACAGCUGAGUCUGAGCAUCCAGCAGCAAUCCAAGGCCUGAUGACACCUGUUUAGCUGUGAAUGCCAGCUUGUAAAUAAAUUGCUCACUAUCCAUUAUGGAUGCUGAUUAUGAGUAGCAUAAUACCUCUGGCUUUUCCCUACUGUCCUAGCACUAAAACACUGUUAUCCAGAGUAAACCUUAGACAGGUACCUGAAAUCUUUAGCAAGAUACUAGAUUGCUUUUCCCCCUGCAGUAGGUGGCUCAUUCAUAAUGAUGACAUACAAGGUAUUAUCAACUUACUGCAGAUACUGUAAACACUUCAUAUGCACAUUCUCCACCCACCCCCCUUUUCACUAUUUUUUGCAUACAACAAACAAAUUGCAUUUAUAACCUCAUUGUAAUAGCUGUCUCUUUUUCCAUGAUGGAACAUAAAGAGCUUCAUUUGUAAAUGUAGCAGUUCUUUUCUUCUCUAUCGAAGCAGUUUUUAGAUGGUCAAAAGUUUUGAGAUGAUUUAUCUAGGUUUCAAUUCUAUGAAAGGCAGAUCAGCUGUACUACUCAAGUGACUACUCACUUGCGUAGCUCAGCUGAUCUACCUUUUGUAGGACUGAUACCUGGAUGAAACACCUUAAAACUUCUGUUACUAAACUGUAUUUCCAUCCAUAGCGUGGUUCCCCUUUUAAAAUAAGCUCUAUUGGAAACUAAUGUUUUUGGUGUAUCUUCCACCUAGAAAACAAUAUUAGGCCCUGACUUGACUAGAAAUUAUUUUCAUUAUACCAACAAUCCUCAUGCUGUGCAUGCAUUUUAUACCAAUAUAAAACUCCUUGGGCUGGCAAAAUUUACUAUUGGAUCCAUAAGCAAAAUAAACUACAGAAGAACUUUUUUGCUGGUAACAUGACAUUUAAGCUACAACAAGAAACGCACCCCUCGCUUGCAUAGCUACACUGGCAAAAUUUUUGGUGUAGACCAGGUCUGCAAAAGCUGCUAGAGGCAAAAUGCUGCUGAGAGUAAUGUGUUGACCAAUAAUCUUGUAUAAACAAGUCAUUAUUUUGUUUCCCAGUUCCAACUUCCUUGGCUUGACUUUCUCUCACAGCCAGACUGUUUUGUCAUUUUCCUCCAAAAGAAUCAAUAUUAUCUUUGAAUGGAGCCUGUAGCUCAAACAAGUAAAUUUUAAAAUUUGUCCAAUCAAGAAAAAUAUGCUUGAUACUGAAGAACCAAGCAUGAACUCAAAAAAGGAACCAAGAUGCCUUGAAGAGCUAUAUAUUUAUUUAUAUUUAUAUAUUAUUUUGUAUAAUAUUGAUAUAUGCAUUCAUACAAUACAUUCUUUUUUUACACAUCCACUUUUUUAAAAUACCUUUUUGUUCAGUCUUCA
Gavialis gangeticus (Gharial) is the source of this 4423-nucleotide messenger RNA. RefSeq names its product CASP8 and FADD like apoptosis regulator (gene CFLAR). Gene Ontology annotation, molecular function: cysteine-type endopeptidase activity; protein binding. The record is from RefSeq and is a predicted model, not a curated record. NCBI's taxonomy places the organism in Eukaryota, Metazoa, Chordata, Crocodylia, Gavialidae. Gene Ontology annotation, biological process: proteolysis; negative regulation of extrinsic apoptotic signaling pathway via death domain receptors. The transcript has 9 exons. The coding region runs from base 752 to 2218 and encodes 488 amino acids.